Molecule: messenger RNA, 2070 nt
Organism: Pseudomassariella vexata
Lineage: Eukaryota; Fungi; Ascomycota; Sordariomycetes; Amphisphaeriales; Pseudomassariaceae
Exons: 2
Coding region: 1-2070 (689 amino acids)
Source: RefSeq, a predicted model, not a curated record
AUGCCAACCCUCUUUCUUUCCGACUCAGAGGACGACGAUGCGCCCCCGACGCCUCGCCAUCACACCGAGCCAGCUCAGUCCCAGGCCCAUGCAAAGCCACAACAAGAAGCAGAACCUGCGCGGAAGAGAAUGGAGGAUGCGGCUGCCAAUGUCCCCCGACACCCGAUUCCCGCCAUGCAGUCGGCCUUUGCCGAGUCCUUGAUCGAAGCCACGACCAAUGCUGCGGCGCAAAAGCCUAAGCUGAGCUUCGGCGACGCUAAAACACGUCACAACCAUCUGAUUGACGCCGAAAGGGGUGCCGAACUAUAUGCCGAGCUGUGGCGAUACCGCCCAGGCCAGUCAUAUCAUGAGCUGUGGAAGCUCAUGGCCCAGGUGUCCUUUGGCGUAUACCUGUUGCUGAACGGCAUCGCCAAUAGCAACAUACAGGUUGUCAACAUCCUGCAGGGACACAUCGACGAGGUGGAUGAGUUUCUCGAAGUGGCCAUGGAGGAUGUCAAUUUCGCCAUCGAGGAUGUCAAAGAGCGAAUCGAUUUCCUGAAGCUGCCAAUGAACAACAUGUCGACUUUCGAAAAGAUGCUUGAGGAUCGCAAGUUCCGCCUGCAGAUCGUGACUGGAAACGAGAGAAUCGAGCACAUUGUCGAUCGGACUACCAUGGCCCUCGAGGCAACACUGAAUGACGUCGAGGAGGGUCUAAAGUCGACCAAGGAAUUCGCCGUCUAUCUGGGGGAUCAGCAGAAUCGUCCAUGGCGCCAGCAGCGACCCGAUGUCGUGGAUAUUUUCGACGCCAUGAAGGGAAACGCCGAGGGGUGGUACAAGGCCUUUGUCGACCUGCAGGAAAACGCCUCCGUCCUGGAUUCUCUUCUGACCAAGAUCGGCCAGAUGGUGGCUGAGAUGAAUCUAAGAGCUGGCGAAGUCAGCAGAAGGACAAGGGUAAGUCCCAGUGGGUUUGAGCUCAACCUACGAGCCAGUGCAUUGAUGCCUCUUCAGUUCACUGUCGAGCCAUUCUCUGGGUCAGCCACGGACGCCACACACCCGCAACAAGCCUCGUCCAAGGCUUCCCAAAGAUCGUCUUCGUCCACGAGUCGACGACCUUCGGAUCCCUAUUUUGCCUCGCACUCCCCAUGCACUUCAACUGGUAGCGCGUGUUUUCGAUCUCCGCCUGCCUCUCCUUCGGCGAGGGACACCUUGCCAGAUUUUCAGUAUAAGCCUCCACAGACGUCGGACACGGCUUUGUGGACAGUGCCCAUUUUGGAGAUAGAUACCGAACCAGAGCCGCAAAGAGAGAGUCUAAGACCUAGCCCUAUAGAGGAAGAGGGGCUCUUUAUUCUCCAACCGCGUACCUAUACGCCUCUACCCCCGGCGCCUUUGCCGUCUCCCAUGGUUCAAGAUCACCCGAUGGACUCGAGAUAUGAGCCAAGGCCGGAGGAUAAACCUGCGAAAAGAACCUCGUUGCGUCAACGAUUAUCUCAAAGAGGAAACAAUCCACCUCAAUCGAUUCAAGUACCGCCGAGGAACGUCAAUCGUGGAAAGUAUGAGUCUCCACGCGAGUCUCCACGACCCCCCCAUGGUCCGGAUUCAGCAUAUGGCUCGGACGCCGAGGGACGACCGCCGGUGUACCUGGACGCAAGCAUGUUUGUCGACUUACCUCCUCCUGCUAUGCCCAACACGAUCCCUUCUCCACUGAGCGACAAACAAUUCUUCCGGCCAGUGCAAGCAAGUCCACACUCACCAUUGCAACAACGACCGUGGACAGCUGUGACGGCACCUGCACAUAUGCACCGUCCUCACACCUCGGCGACGCACCACCAGUACAGCCAUCAGCGCAAUGCACCUUCGACCAUGGGAAUGAGCAUGCUGAGCAAUGUGACCACAGCGAACACAGAGCAUAAGAAACUCAAGAAGAAGAAGAGCGCAUUUGGAUGGCUGAAAAAGGCUUUCUCAUUGGACGAGGAGGAGCGUGCAGCUUUUGAGGCCAAGAGGCAGCAACAAUCACCCAAUCUGUACCAGGACGGACGGAGCCCCAAGUUUCUUGAUGGCCGACGUGUGGAGGAGCCUAAACGCUACUAUUGA